CCAGCACCGCUGCCUGUGCCCUCAUGCAUGGAGUCUGUGGUUGUCGGUUGGGUGUUGUGAUGAUGUUGAAUCGAGAUUGCGCGGCGAAUGGACGGAACUGAAAGCACAGACGUCCUAAUGGAGACCGUAGAGCAACUGGUGUCUUUCCAGCUCAUGCAUGUGCAGCUGAACGGAGGCGCUCCGUGGGGAUUCACUCUGAAAGGCGGACUGGAGCACGGGGAGCCGCUCAUCAUUACCAAAAUUGAGGAGGGUGGAAAGGCAGCUAAGUGUAAGAAAUUGAGAGUUGGAGACGAACUGGUCAAUAUUAACGGCUCUGCUCUCUACGGUUCUCGUCAAGAAGCCCUCAUCCUCAUAAAAGGCUCCUACAGGGUUCUCAAAAUCAUCAUCCGAAGACGCAGUGUGCCACUGAUCCGUCCUCACUCUUGGCACCUGGCAAAGCUGUCAGAGGCUCCCUGCACUACAGGCACUGCUGACGCCUCAGAUGGGCCCCCGGCUAUGCAGCUCCACUUCACACCUUUCAGUGUACCUUGGCAAUCUGGGGGUGACAACAGUGAGCUGUCCAUGCAGUGGGGCCAUAUCUCCAGGCACUACAGCAUAGACCGCAGCAGCUCAAUAGGGAGUAUGGAAAGUCUGGAGUAUCCUCCCAACCAGAGUUACUAUGACAGUCAGCUCUCUCCCAUUGAUCCUGUCAUCUUCAACAACAAACGUGACUCCGCCUACAGCUCCUUCUCUGCCAGCUCAAACACAUCAGAUUAUACUGUCUCCGUGAAGCCUGAAGAAACCAACUCCACUGACAACCUCCUCCAGGGUUUGGGUUCUUCUUGCAGGUAUCCAGAAGGAGGUCAACAUUCUGUCUCAAGUGGCCAUGGAGGGCUGCAGGAAGAGUCUGAAAGCCUUAAAUCAAAGAUGCUGUCUCACAUACCCAAGGCUAAAGUUCAUCCAUCUUCCUACAGUUGUGAGGAGGAGCAGUGUGCUCCACCGCAGCCACCCAUGAGGAAGGACAGUUUCAGGGCUACUAGAGGCCAACCAGUAAUCACAGAUAAACACAGUGUGUCUGCUCCUGUAGGCAUUCCAAGUCUAACCAACUGCAUAGUUGAAGAUCAACCUCCAAUCCAGGAAGUGUUGACUGGCAAUGUUUAUCUGAAUGGAAUGCAAGACAAUGAGCAAGAAAUUAAAGGGAACAAUAUUGAGCCUUAUUAUACCCUUAACCUUCAGAAAGAAUCAAGUAGAGAGAGCAAGGCAAGAGAAGGUGAGAAAAACCAUUCAAAAUCUGUAGAGUGGUCUCCACCUCCUCUGAGUUCCUUUUUAGAAAGGAAUAGGGAUGAGCACUUUGGUACCCAGCAACAACCUGGAUGUAAUCUUCAAUUAGUAAUGCACCAGCACAGUGACCCUGAGAAACUUUUAGCUUCUAAGCUGCAUAUGAUGGAUUUUUCCAGUGACAAAAGUGAUCACUCUGCAUCUCCCACAUGCCAGUGGUCACAGUCUCCACUCUAUAUGCGUGAGGCCAGCCCAGAAAUGGCCCAGGGAAAAUGGGGAGCAAGCAGGUGUUCCACACCUGGUUCAUUGUCAACUUCAGAACUUGAGGAUCCUGGGUUAGAGGAAGAAAAACUUGUAUCUGGACAAAAUCUGUGGGGGCAGUCUGUCAAUGUGCUUGGAAACCCUGUGGGGAUCCCUGGGCAUGUAUCCAUCACCAACUCUCAGACACUUAAGCAGAACUUUGGGCCUGUAAGUGCUAAUAAUUGUUUGGACACUAAUAUCAAUGAGAAUGCAGGAGAAAUGAACGUGGAUGAUGUCACAAAGCAGUCACAUAAGCGGCAAUUCCGCAGCUCUAAGUCACGUCGUAGAAGUGAGCGCUUUGCCACCAAUUUACGAAAUGAAAUCCAGAAGAAGAAGGCCCAGCUUCAGAAGAGUAAAAGCCCAAGUGGUCUGCCCUGUGGUGAGGAAACAGUGGAGGAGGAACAGGUUGGAGAUCUUAACAUGGAGCCAGUUUCCAACCCAGACAACCAUCAACACAGAGCCCAAACCCUCACAAGUCUUCUUACUAACCCUCCAACUGCCUCUAAACAGGCACCUCAACAAGUUCCAGCACAUGAUAUCACACAAGCUGAAGAACAUUCCAGAACCAGGAUUAUGGGCUGCCAGACUUCUCAAACCCAGCCCCAGAUCUCUCAGCCUCCUCAGCAUAGCAGACCAGUGUGUGUACAUGUUGUGGAAGAGAUAGCACCUGCAGACAAACCAUGCCGAUGGUGCUGGACACCAGAACACAACCUUCAACUAGAAACAGAGCACACUGAGAGUAAGAAGAAUGAGACAACAGGACCAAUAUGGCCUGGAAAAACAGGGACGACAAGAGGGAGAACAAGUUCCUCUAGUGGUCGGUUAGGUCGAUCAGAUGAGUGCGACAUCCCUCCCUUUGCAGACCGCAGGAGGUUUUUUGAGGAAACUAGCAGGAAGUUGAGUCAGUCUGUAACAAAUUUAUCAAACCUGACAAGCAGAAAUCAGAGACCAGACAAGCAGAGUAGACAAAACAAUCCAUCCUCUCCUGAACCACUUGAGUCAGCCACCAACCUGGGCCGGAGAAGGUUCUCUUAUCAGGGUGUGGUGCAAGAUGGGCCCUAUGUCAACUCACUGGACACUAGGGGACAUUUUAUGAGUACCCAGCAUGACCAAGAAAAAGUGAGGGAAAGGCUGAUAGAGAGAGAGUGGGAGAAAGAACAAGAGAGGGAGAGAGAAAUAGAGCAAGAGAGAAUUAAAGAGCUAGAGAGACUUCAAGAACAAGAGAGGCAGAAAGAAUGGGAGAAGGAACGAGAGAGGGAGCAGGAAAGAUUAAAGGAGGAGAAACAAAAAGAGCAACAAAGGGUGAAAGAUUGGGAGGAGAGACAGAGACUGCUAAAGAGAGAAAAACAAUGGGAGUCAGUGAGAGAAACCAUUCUCUCAGAACACAAUAUUAGCAGUAACACGGUUCCUCACUCUUUGUCUCAUGAUGCCUAUCAGAAGCAGCCUCCCAGUCCUCAGGUUCCUUCCUCUCUCCAGUCCUCUGAGCAUUACUGUAGCAACACUUCCAUCAAUGUCCAAAAGCCUUGCUCAGCAUUCCACCCAGUGACUGGCCAGCACAACCAGUAUGAUGGCUUCCACGUAAAUCCACCGUACAAUGCCAGGAGUUAUACCCCAACAGAGGCCCAUCCUGCACAGGAGAGGGAACAAACAAAGAUAAAUAGGAAGUUCAGCCUGGCGGAGAGGGACUAUUCUAGGUGUGGGAGAGACUCCAGAAUAGGAGAGGGUGCUGGUGUUCCUGGCUUUGUUGCUCAAUACAGCAACAGUUCUGCAGGUACCAGCACUGAGGAGUAUCCAGGUCUAAGGUGUUUCUCACCCGUUAGAAACUGUGCCAUGUCAGAGAAUGACAUUCGUGUGGAGACACAGGAUCAUCAUAAUCACAUUUCUAAUACCAACAUGAGCAGAAUGCGUGCAUCCACUCUCAGUGAGCUGGAUGAGAAUGGAGUAUGUAUAGGUGAGGUGAAGAAGAAAAAAGGGCCUCCACCUCCUCGUCCACCACCCCCAAAAUGGGAGCAGUUCCACAAGAGGCGGGCAUCCCACCACAACCUCUUCUCCUCUCCUCCAGUAUUUUCCUUGCCCUCUUCCUCUCCACCUAGGCCACAGCAGUGUAUGUCCCGCCCCCUCAGUGUGCCUGAAAUGACGCGUCAGCGCUCAUAUAGUCUUCCUCUGAAGGAGGUCCCAGAGAGCCAUCACUGCUGCUGCCAGGACUACUCAGCAGCAUCUCCCAGCCCUGCCUUCAUGUGCCAGGCUUUUAAACCUGUAGCCCUGGCUCCAAGAGAGAGGGACAUAGCCCCUCAGUGUUAUGGCAUGAGAAGAGAGUUUGAUCAACCUUUGCCGCGGCCUGAACCAUGCAUGAGAGUACCUGUCCAUAAUGCCACAGUGUUAGAACAAGAGCCUAAAGCCACAACUGUAAAGGCCAACGUUCAUGAGCAUAGAGUGGAGUGGGAUAUGUCCAGUCCUCACCACUCUGUUGUACAGAGCACUUCUAGGUCUGUGGAAGUCCCAGAGAACAGCUUGUCAGCUGGGCCUGUGUGUCCUGAAUCCUACUUCUCUGUGAACUACUACCACUUGCAGCCCCAGCAAGCAGGCUUCCCUGGCACAACCCAUAAAAACCUGAUUAUUUCCUCUCACAAUCCAGGCAGUGGUGAAGAUGGAAACAUGCCCCUGGAGACAGACAUUGAUGAGAUCUGUGAGAACGAGCAAGCAGGAGAGGUAGAGGCGAGGGAAGCAGAGGACAGAAUGGAGAUGCAUGCUUUUGCAAGACCAAUUAUGGUGCUGGAAACAGACAUUGACAUUAUGCCUGAGGAAGAGGCUCCAUCAGCAAGAGUUAUUAGAGGGCAGAGGGGUUCACUGGUGGACUUCAUUCUAGAUGAAGAUUAUGGGAUAACUAGGAAGGAGCUGAUGGGAGAGUUAUUUCCCCAAUGUGCAGAAACUGAGAUGGGUGGAGAGAGCUGGAGAGGGGGCUACCCCAUUAGCGGAGACAAUCUCGAAAGGCCCUCUAAACAGGCAACAUCCACAGCUCAAGUCUCAUGGUCAACCUGCUAUGACACAUCAGCUGACGACUCCCAACUUCUCGCCAAGAUCAGGGAGAUCUCAGAGAGGAAAGAGGAGGAAGAACUUAAUUAUAAGAAGCAGCUGAUGGAGAGCCUUCGUAAAAAGCUGGGUGUCCUGCGUGAGGCACAGAGAUGUCUGCAAGAGGAUAUUCGGUCCAAUGCCCAACUGGGAGAGGAGGUGGAGAGUCUGGUGCUCGCUAUUUGCAAGCCCAACGAGGUGGACAAGUAUCGUAUGUUCAUUGGCGACUUGGACAAGGUGACCAAUCUGCUGCUCUCACUUUCUGGAAGGCUAAUUCGGGUGGAAAGUGCCUUGGACUGUGUUGACCCAGAGACCGGCCAUCGCGAGAGGCUACAAUUGCUGGAAAAGAAAAAGCAGCUGCUGAUGCAGAUGGGAGAAGCUCAGGAGCUCAAAGAACAUGUGGACCGGCGUGAGCAGGCUGUUGGCGUGGUGUUAAGUCGAUGCCUAACCCCAGAACAGAUGCGUGACUACGGUCACUUUGUGAAGAUGAAAGCAGCUCUUCUGGUAGAACAGAGGCAACUGGAUGACAAGAUCAGACUUGGGGAGGAACAGCUCAGGGGACUUCGAGAAAGCCUUGGCUUAGAGCUGGGGGUCGGUCUAGGGUUUGGGCAUUACUGAGAAGUGGUUUGAAGUACAAGUGUUAUUUUAAGAAGACUGUGUGCUUCUGUUAGUGAGUAUAUAAUGGGACUGAAAUUAUGUUGUACUGCAAUGUGGCCAAGAAUGGAUAUGACUAUGAAGUUUAAAUACCGAGAAGCACAACUGCCAUAGUAGAUUGACCAGGCUCAGACUGAUGGUUGGAUUCAAAUCAUUAACUUAACACUACAUCACUACUUGAAGUUGUCUAUGAGGACUUCACUGCAGCUGCACUAAUAACCGUUCAGCAAAAUUAUUUUGCGCUUGCACAAGUUAACCUCAGACACUACUCUAAACCGCCAAAGAACGUGAAUAUAUCUGAAUAUGUCUCAGUCAAUUAGGAAGAGAAUCCUGGGUGCACCUUUCUUUUAAGACAUUAAGAUAUAAUAUUAACAUUGAGAUGUUAGGGCUAUCCUUGAUGAUUUACAGACUACAAUGUGGCAAAAAUUAGCAGUUUGAUUUUAUUUUAUUCCACUAUUUGGCUCAGUAAACUUUAUUGUUUAUAUGUCUUAUCCAAACAAACUUUUGUUUUGUGAAGGAUUCCUAUGUACAUAGUUAAUGUUAAUGUGCAUCUUUAAGUCACAUAAGUUUCAUUCUGUCCUAACUGGAACGUUUCUUAAAUGAAACACUGUGGCUUGUUAUUACAGUGUUAUCAAGAGGCACCUAUUUGUAUUCAUACAUUUCAUGUUCAGUAUGCCUUAUUGUACUUGCUAAACUUUGCUCAGCUAAUUAUCGUUGCCAAAGAUGGAAUUGAUGUCUUUGUAAACAUAAGAAUAUAAAUGUGCUGUGCCUAUUUUGAGGAAUGCCAUGCAGAAGUACGCUUGUUCCUUGCCUUACCAAAGCCCUUGUAUGAUACUACGUUCAUGGGAAUUUUUAAGCCCAUAAAUGGACAUUUCAAUAGAAGUAUGGUGAAAAUAAA
Myxocyprinus asiaticus (Chinese sucker) is the source of this 6178-nucleotide messenger RNA. Its product is annotated as protein Shroom4-like. Gene Ontology annotation, cellular component: apical plasma membrane; adherens junction; apical junction complex. The coding region runs from base 88 to 5244 and encodes 1718 amino acids. Gene Ontology annotation, molecular function: actin filament binding. The record is from RefSeq and is a predicted model, not a curated record. The transcript is spliced from 10 exons. Gene Ontology annotation, biological process: actin filament organization. Lineage: Eukaryota; Metazoa; Chordata; Actinopteri; Cypriniformes; Catostomidae.